This is a messenger RNA of Anneissia japonica, 1595 nucleotides long. RefSeq names its product NHL repeat-containing protein 3-like. NCBI's taxonomy places the organism in Eukaryota, Metazoa, Echinodermata, Crinoidea, Comatulida, Comatulidae. The record is from RefSeq and is a predicted model, not a curated record. Gene Ontology annotation, molecular function: protein binding. Gene Ontology annotation, cellular component: extracellular region. The transcript is spliced from 5 exons. The annotation marks the transcript as partial.
UUGGACUCAUCGUGGCCCCUAAAUACAGAUGUGUUUACUGGAAAAGUUUUCAGUGUCGACAUCGAUGAUAAAACAGGAGAAAUAUACGUGUCCCAGAGAGGAGUUGAUUAUCAUCCUGUAGUAGUGUUCUCAGAGGAUGGAGAGCUGAAACGAGUGUUUACUUUCGACACCUCCAUUGUCAGUAUGAUCCAUGGACUACGAGUAUUCCACAAUGUUUCAUCCGGUCAAACAAGUGUAUGGGUCACAGAUGUUGGAAAUGCUACAUAUGGACACACAGUAAAGAAGAUUUCAACAGAUGGUAAACUGGAGCUUGUCCUUGGAACGGCAGGAAUAGCAGGAUCAAGCUUGAGCCCUGUGCAGUUCGGCAAUGUUGCGGAUCUUGCUUUCAGUGAAAAGGGAGAGAUGUAUGUGGUAGACGGAGAUGGUGGGGUUAACAACAGGCUGUUGAAGUUAUCUCAAGAUUUCAAAGUUAUGUGGCACGUUGGUGAAGCAAACAGCACCAAAGACGGCAACUUUGACGUACCUCACAGCGUGGAGUUGGAUAACCACAAUCGUGUGUGGGUUGCAGACCGCAUGAACGGCAGGCUGCAAGCCUUUGAUGCAGAUACGGGCAAGUUUAUUGGCAAAUGGACAAGUUGUUUCUCUGUUGGGCAACCAUACUCUGUCAGAAUGAGUAAGGAUAAAACGCAUUUCAUCGUUGCACUACUUCAGCAGAGUAAAAUUCUUUUAGUUGCCACUCCACCAAGUGCAGGACCAAUAGGCGACUGCAAGGUCUUGGGUUCUAUAGAUCUACCAGAAAAUACCGGACCGCAUCUAGUGGGAGUUAGCAAAUCAACAGGUGCUUUUUAUGUGGCUGAACUUAACACACAGACUUGUCAGAAAUUUGUACCCAUUGGACUACAUAGAAUUAAUAUAGAUUAAAUAUGUUUUUCUCUUGCCAUAUUAUUGUUCCAAUUAAAGAGGAUAUUUUAUUUUUGUGAUUAAAAUAAAAAACAGUGAUGUAGGCUGGUCUUAGCCCCGGUGUGUGUCACAAUGAAGAGUUAUAUGGAUAUGUUUUGUGAAAGAGUAUUAUAAGGUAACUUACAGUACUAAUAAUUACAAUAACAAAAGUACUAUGAAUUGAGUAACUGGCAUACGAGUCAGCAGAAAAGUUGACAUGAAUAAUGAUGAGCUAAAAGUGGCAAUUGGUGGUAAGUGCUCACAAGUGAAGUGUAAAAUGAUGUUAAUUUAUGAUCAAAUUUUUAGAAUAGGAAUCAACCUGUACACAGUUGCACAGGAUAUGUGAUAGGAGGUGAGCAGAAUGGUGUUAGUGCGUUGGACACACCCAAGCUGAAACACCUAAGGCUUAGGAAAGUGUGGUAGCUAAAUUAAGAGCACCACUAACACCUAUGCACUAUCAAACAAGAACAGAUUUACAAGGACAUAUGUGAGUACUUUUAAUGAUUUAUAAAUGUCAAAUUACGUUCCUAUAAAGUUCCGUAUAUAUUUAUAUGUAGAAUAGUAAUUGUGCAAGUAAUGGAAUAUAUGUAGGCCCUACGUGGUAUGUGGUAUUAAUACUUACCUUGAAUAUGAUUAAAGUGGAAAUGUUGGACAUA